This is a messenger RNA of Phaeoacremonium minimum UCRPA7, 1620 nucleotides long. RefSeq names its product putative sporulation protein rmd1 protein. The transcript has 3 exons. Bases 1 to 1620 code for a protein of 539 amino acids. Lineage: Eukaryota; Fungi; Ascomycota; Sordariomycetes; Togniniales; Togniniaceae. The record is from RefSeq and is a predicted model, not a curated record.
AUGUCAACUACAGACACUGAGGCAUCUCCUCUGUUGUCUACUGUCUCGGCACCUCCUGCUCCUGAGGCACGACCAAAGGCAGCAAGAACAGUCACAUUCAAUGCCGAUCCUGUCUCGAGAACAAUUGAGCCCGAACCCGAUGUCGUACGGCCUCGAACCUCCCACUACGCCACCGGCUCCGGCUCAGCCUUUUCCUCCGGUCACCAAAGCUAUGGCGCCAGCACCGGUAACAUGGCCGCCGGUCCUCCUAUGCUCGCAGCAUUGAACAACAGACUGCGAAGGAGGAACAGCCAUGGCGGCACUAUGCCAUCAUUACCUCCUCUCCCCGCGCCGAAGAUUGGCCCGCAGCGAAGUACCAAGAAUGCCCAGAAGCUGAAGCUGCUACCAAACCCCGAGUUCGGCGACGAGGGCCCGGACGAGGAAAGCGGCCGGGACGUAUAUUCACAGUACACACGGAUCAAGGAUCCGACAGCGAGACGGGAUGCUGCUCGCCUCGGCAAGGCUGACCGUGACCGCCUACCCAGAGUGACGGCGUAUUGCACAGCCAACAAAUAUCAGAUGGAAGGCUUGGUGCGGUUCUUGAAGGGGAGAGGAAAGUCAAAGGGCGCAAACCCGAAGUUAAUCGAUGAGUGCAUCUAUACGCCAUACAGCUACAGUAGUAAGCAAGUGGAAAACGUCAACUCCGAGAGGUUACAGGAAGUGCACUCCUACCCGGCACAUCCCAAUGAGCGCAGACACUCGACAGGCGAGGUAGACUCACGUUACCAUCAACAAGAUCUCAUUGAUCUCCGGGCUGAAGAACAGCGCACUCACGAGCUUGGCGGUGACAAUUACUUUGAUCCUUCAAGUUCACAGCCUGACUUGCUCAACCAAGGCAUGGGCGAGGAGAGUGCCGUGCAAGACCUUGUGGAAUUUGAUAUACACGUUCACACGCCGGAGAUCUUCCUCUUUGAUUAUGGCGUAGUUGUGAUAUGGGGAAUGUCACUGAAAGACGAGCAACGUUUCCUAAAAGAAAUCGCAAAGUUCGAGUUAGAGAAGCUUGCAGCAGACGAUGUCGAAACCGAAUUCUUUAAUUUCUACUAUACCAGAGAGUACCAGCCCAGGAUAUACAACGACUUCAUCACGCUCAGAGAGAAGAGCAAUUACAUGACGAAGCUCGCAAUUUCUCAUGCUCUAGCACAAAGCGUAAAGACGUCGCUUUUUGAAGAACUAAUUGCUUCGACUAUUGACACCUGCAAGGACAUUCCCACACAGAUUGCGCUGACCGGUAAGAUCGCGCUUAGCCGCACUCAGAUCAACAUGCAGAUUGGCGAGCUGUUCAUCCUCCGAAUUAACAUCCAUCUCAAUGGAUCGGUUCUCGAUACUCCCGAGCUGUUCUGGGUAGAGCCGCAACUGGAGCCUGUCUAUCAGGCUGUCCGGAGUUAUUUAGAGAUGGACCAGCGAGUAGGAUUGCUCACAGAGAGAUUGGAUGUUAUUGCGGAUCUCCUCGCGGUCUUAAAAGACCAGCUCAGUCAUGGUCAUGGGGAGAAGUUAGAGUGGAUUGUCAUCAUUCUUAUCGCGGCAGAGAUUCUGGUUGCCGCUGUCAACAUAGUUGUCGACUUAUAUGCUGGGGUGGACUGA